Molecule: messenger RNA, 1893 nt
Organism: Grosmannia clavigera kw1407
Lineage: Eukaryota; Fungi; Ascomycota; Sordariomycetes; Ophiostomatales; Ophiostomataceae
Exons: 1
Coding region: 1-1893 (630 amino acids)
Biological process (GO): phosphatidylcholine biosynthetic process
Source: RefSeq, a predicted model, not a curated record
AUGGCUGACGUCUUGAUGGUCCGGAUUGCAGCGGCCUUGCGGAAGGUGUCCUUUCACAACGACCAGCCACGGUUUCGGCAUCGCAGGCUGGCGGAAAUGGCAGAGCUGGACAGCAACACGCCGAUGGCGAUCCCAUCGACCAAGUCGGAAGGCGCGUCGACCGACAGCGAGCAGAUGCUGACGCCGUCAAUGGGCAGCAGCAGCAGUGGGAUCGGAGCAGCAGCAGAAGCGGCAGCAACAGCAACGGCAGCAGCGGCAGCAGCGGCAGCAGCGGCAGCAGCAGCAGGUACGACUAGCAGAACGACAUCGACGGCCACCACAACACCAGGCGGCUCGCCACAGCUGACGGCCGAACAGUCGAUGGCCGAGACGCCGCAGCUGGGACCGACAACGCCGGCGGACAAGAGCCCGCGAAUGGGCUCGACAUCGUCGCGACACGCAUCGUUCUCGGGCAGCAGCUCGUACCUGGAGGACUGGGACAUUCCGCCGCUGGACCGACUGGGGAUGUUGGACCUGCUGGACAACUUUGCCCUGCCGCAGCAGCUGGAGAAGCUGAGCAAGGGCAUCUCAGCACAGACACGCAAGCUGCGCGAGUCGCGGGAUGCUCUCAAGUCACGCAGCCAGGGUGCACGCAGCCGCAUGGUGGAAGAAUGGCGGCAACGGGCGCCGUCAGCCGAAGAACAGCUGGAACGAUACCGCAAGCGGAUGCGCAUCAACGUCGAACGGCUCGGACGGCAGUGGAACGACACGCGGGCCAUCACGAUGCGCGAGAAGGUGUCGUUUAUCUGCGGCGUGCUUAACAUCUUUAUCAGCGGAUACCUGAUCGGCGGCUGGCCGGAAUGGAUGCCGCUGUGGUACACCGUGCAGCUCUGCUAUUUUAUGCCGGUGCGUUUCUACACGUAUCGUCGCCGCGGCUACCACUAUUUUCUCGCCGAUCUCUGCUACUUUGUCAACAUGCUGCUGCUGCUCAGCAUCUGGGUCUUUCCCGGGUCGCGUCGGCUCUUCGUUGCCACCUACUGUCUCGCCAUGGGCAACAAUGCGGUUGCGAUCAUCAUGUGGCGCAAUUCGCUCGUCUUCCACAGUUUCGACAAGGUCACGUCGCUCUUCAUCCACGUCAUGCCGUGUGCCACUCUGCACAGUCUCGUCCACCUGCUCGAUCCCGACACCCAGCGUCGCCGCUUUCCCGCCAUCUACGCCGUCCUGCACUCGCCGCCCGGCACGCCUGGUGCCUACGCUAACGUCGUCUCCAUGCUGUCGUGGUCCACCAUCCCCUACGCCGUCUGGCAGCUGUCCUACUACUUUUUCAUCACCGUGCGGCGUCGCGACAAGAUCGCCGCUGGCCGGCCGACCUCCUUCACCUGGUUGCGUCGCUCCUACAGCGGCACCUGGAUCGGCCAUGUCGUCCUCUCGCUGCCCGGCACUCUGCAGGAGCCUGCCUUCAUGCUGAUCCAGUACCUCUAUGCCGUCCUGACCAUGCUGCCGUGUCCUCUCUGGUUCUACCAUCGUGGUGCCAGUGCCAUCUUUCUCUUCUCCGUCUUCACCUGGAGCAUCUACAACGGCGCCACCUACUACAUUGACGUCUUUGGCAAUCGCUUCCAGAAGGAGCUCGAGACCAUGAAGCUCGAGGUCGCCAAGUGGCAUAUCGCUGCCGACGGUCCUGUCGGCCACCAGCGCGGCGCCAGCACUGCCAGCACUGUCGAUGGCCUCCACAGCAACGACGCCAGCCCCCCCCUCGAUGCCGUCCACCGCUCCCACAGCAUCGAUCAGAUCCCCCUGCUGGACGCCAGCCAGAACGGCACCACCACCCACACCACUUCGCCAGCCGGGGCCACUGGCACCGGCGUCGAGGCAGACGAGGGUGCCAAGGACGUGGCGCGGCGUCGGGCUGUCUAA